Molecule: messenger RNA, 887 nt
Organism: Mustela erminea (ermine)
Lineage: Eukaryota; Metazoa; Chordata; Mammalia; Carnivora; Mustelidae
Product: keratin-associated protein 12-1-like
Exons: 1
Coding region: 254-664 (136 amino acids)
Cellular component (GO): keratin filament
Source: RefSeq, a predicted model, not a curated record
ACGGGGCUGCUGGGUCACGCUGAGCCUCCAGCUGUCACAGAGUCUCCUGAACAGAGUCGCUUCCACCAGGAAACUCCAGGAAGAGACGCACAGGGGAGGAGGAGGAGGAGGAAAACAAUCAGGCCACCAGGAGGAAGGCCCCCGUGUGGCUUGUUGCCAGGAUGCCACAGCCCGGGUAUAAAGGCUGCCUGGGGCAGGAGCCUCCAGACCAGCCCCGUCCUCCACCCUGACUCCACUCCCGCCCCACGCCACCAUGUGCCAGUCCAGCUGCUCCACGGGCUGCCAGCCGGCCUGCUGCGUGCCCAGCUCCUGCCAGAUGUCCUGCUAUGUGCUCAGCCCCUGCCAGACGUCCUGCUGCAUGUCCAGCCCCUGCCAGACGUCCUGCUGUGUGCCCAGCUCCUGCCAGACGUCCUGCUGUGUGCCCAGCUCCUGCCAGACGUCCUGCUGCGUGCCCAUGAGCUGCAAGCCAGCCGUGUGUGUGCCCAUGAGCUGCAAGCCAGCCGUGUGUGUGCCCAUGAGCUGCAAGCCAGCCGUGUGCCUGCCUGUGAGCUGCAAGCCCGUUGUGUAUGUGGCUCCCUCCUGCCAGUCCUCUGGGGGCUGCCAGCCCUCCUGCUCCACCCUGCUCUGCAGCCCUGCCCCCUGCGGCACCCCUACCUGCUGCUGAGCCCACGGCCUCCUAGGACCCCUCCUCCAUGCGGUCAGGGGUAGCUGCUCUCCCAGCUCCUACCAGGCAGCCCAGACAUCACCCACUUCAGACCUUCCGGACCCGACUAGACCAGCUUACAGCAAAGCCACUUGAUCCCCGGUACCCAGGCGGAGAGUCGCCCCCAGUGUCUCUGGCUGGUGCAGGGUGCCCAGCUCUGCAGCCCCCGCACAAAAGUCUAAUA